Babjeviella inositovora NRRL Y-12698 is the source of this 4617-nucleotide messenger RNA. RefSeq names its product ATP-binding cassette glutathione S-conjugate transporter (gene YCF1). NCBI's taxonomy places the organism in Eukaryota, Fungi, Ascomycota, Pichiomycetes, Serinales. Gene Ontology annotation, molecular function: ATP binding; ATP hydrolysis activity; bilirubin transmembrane transporter activity. The transcript has a single exon. The record is from RefSeq and is a predicted model, not a curated record. Gene Ontology annotation, biological process: transmembrane transport. The coding region runs from base 67 to 4545 and encodes 1492 amino acids. Gene Ontology annotation, cellular component: membrane.
CGUCCGCAUUACUUCUUCUUCGUCUCGCACAGUUGUUUAAACAUAGAUUACGCCAUGGAGUUUUCAAUGGCUGCUAACAGCACUCUCCCAGUGCCACUGGCACUUUUUGCCUUGUGUUCCAGCGCCGAGGGCUGGGGUCCAGUCUCGCAGUACCACGACUUCACCCCGUGCUUCGUCGACGGGCUUGUCAACGCCGCUUCCGGUUUCUUGCUCCUUCUCGGGGCGACCCAGGUUGCACGGAUGCGCGUGGCUAAGCCUUGGUAUCCGUUUGUCAAAGACUUUUACUUCUACCUUAAACUCUCCCUCGUGGCUUUCCAGGCUGCAUUGUAUGGCGGGUUGGCGGUUUUAGCCGCUCCUGGGUCUAUCGUGACCCCCGUUUUGGCGAUUAUUUCCCUCGUUGUUGCUUUUGCCGCCCACUACUUGCAGCACAACAAGCGUGUAGUGUCCUCUUCGGUCCUCCUCACCUACUGGUUCCUCUCCAUCGUGUUUGGUGCCUUCAAGUUGGUCAACUUCUGGAUGAGAAGCGACCUCAACGAUGCGUUCGUGGCCCAGGCGUUGCUCACGGCAAAUGCUCUUGUUAUCCUCAUUGUCGAGCACACCUCCACCAAGAAGGCCGCGCCUCGCGAUGUGGUGUUCCAGAAGCUCCUCGCGCGUUUGUCUCCAUACGAAAAGGCCGAUCUCUUCUCGAAAAUCACCUUCACGUGGAUGACCCCGUUGAUGCGCAAAGGCCACGAGCAAUUUUUGACAGAAAAGCACCUUCCAACCCUUCCUAAGGAGUUGCAGUCGUCCACCAGCUCCACCCUCUUCACCCUGAACUACUACAACGACGCCCACAAGCCAAAGAUCUCGCUCACACGGGCGUUGCUCAAGUCCUUUGCCCAGUCGUUUCUCCUCGGUGGUGUGUUCAAGGCUAUCCAGGAUUGCCUCGCCUUUGUCCAGCCACAGUUGUUGCGUCUCUUGAUCAAGUUCGUCACCACCUACACCGAUGAUAAAACGCCUCAAGAGCCGCUCAUCAAGGGUUUGGCCAUUGCCGGCGCUAUGUUCGUCGUCGGAGUGUGCCAGACCGCGGCCCUUCACCAGUACUUCCAACGCGCCUUCGACACCGGGAUGAAGCUCAAGUCGUCGUUGAUCUCCACCAUCUACCAGAAGUCACUCAAGCUCUCGAACGAGUCCAAGGGGUCGAAGAACACCGGCGAUAUUGUCAACUUGAUGUCCGUGGACACCCAGCGCUUGCAGGACCUCACCCAGAACCUCACCAUCAUGUGGUCCGGGCCGUUCCAGAUCAUCUUGUGUCUCGCUUCGCUCCACUCUUUGCUUGGAAACGCCAUGUGGGCCGGGGUCUUAAUCAUGGUCAUCAUGAUCCCGUUCAACGGCUUUUUGGCCAGGAUCCAGAAGACCCUCCAGAAGCAGCAGAUGAAAAACAAGGACGAGAGAACUAGACUCAUCUCCGAGAUCUUGAACAACAUCAAGUCCUUGAAGCUCUAUGGCUGGGAGGAGCCGUACAAGAGCAAGCUCAACUAUGUGAGAAACGAGAAGGAGCUCAAGAACUUGAAGGUCAUGGGCAUCUUUCAGGCCAUUUCCAACCUCACCUGGAGCGUUGCACCAUUCUUGGUAUCUUGCUUCACCUUUGCGUUGUUUGUGACCAUCAACAAGGAUACGCCGUUAUCCACCGAUAUUGUGUUCCCCGCCUUGGCGUUGUUCAACUUGCUCUCCUUCCCGCUUGCCGUGAUUCCAAACGUCAUCACCUCCGUAGUCGAGGCCUCCGUCGCUAUCUCGCGUUUGUCCUCUUUCUUUGAGAUGGAGGAGUUGCAGAUAGAUGCAGUGCAGAGAAUUCCUACCAAGGCUGCCAACGUAGGCGACAUUUCUGUCGAAGUCUCCGGUGGUACCUUUUUAUGGUCCCGCGUCCCAACCUACAAAGUGGCUCUUUCUGACAUCAACUUCAUUGCCAGAAAGGGUCAGUUGACCUGUGUCGUGGGAAAGGUUGGCUCGGGUAAGUCCUCAUUGGUACAGGCGAUUCUCGGUGACUUGUACAAGUCGCAGGGUACGGUGGUCACCCAUGGUAAGAUCGCCUACACCUCCCAGGUUGCCUGGAUCAUGAACGGUACCGUCAAGGAAAAUAUCUUGUUCGGUCACAAGUAUGACCCGGCGUUCUACCAGCAGGUCUUGAAGGCCUGUGCUUUGACUGUCGACUUGCAGAUCUUGCCAGAGGGCGAUGCCACCGAGGUGGGUGAGAAGGGUAUCUCGCUUUCUGGUGGACAAAAGGCCAGAUUGUCCUUGGCCCGUGCCGUGUACUCCCGCGCCGACAUCUACUUGCUUGACGACCCUUUGAGUGCCGUUGACGAACACGUCGGAAGACAUCUCAUCGAUCACGUGCUUGGGCCAAACGGUUUAUUGUCCCACAAGUGUAAGAUUUUGGCUACCAACUCGAUCAGCGUCUUGGAGAUUGCUAACCACAUCAGUAUGGUUUCCGGCGGCGAGAUUGUGGAGUCAGGUACCUAUAUGGAUGUUUUGGCCAAGCCGGAAUCCCACUUAGCGCAGUUGAUCAACGAAUUUGGUAAGAAAAAGAGAACCGGUGCUGCCGAGUCCGUUAUCACCACUAGAGCUGGUACGCCGGAUAACGUGAACUUGGAUAACUUGGAGUCGGACGUGGCUUCCUUGGUCGAUGGUGUUUCCUUGAGAAGAGCCUCUCUUGCGUCGCUCCGAUACCACGACGACGAGGAGGAAGACGUGGAGCAGCAGAAUGGAGCUUCUACUAACAAGUACGAGUUCCGAGAACAGGGUAAGGUCAAGUGGGACGUGUACUUUGCCUACGCCAAGGCCUGUAAUCCUCAGUGGGUCAUUCUCUUGUUAUCAUUUAUGGUUUUGUCGAUGGGUGCUUCUGUUAGCGGCAACUUGUGGUUGAAGCACUGGUCCGAGGUAAACACCGAAAAGGGCUACAACCCACACGUUGGUAUGUAUUUGGGGGUCUAUUUUGGUCUCGGGUUCUUGGCUUCGAGUUUGACCUUGUCCCAGACCGUCAUUUUAUGGAUCUUCUGCUCCAUCCAGGGCUCCAAGUACCUUCACAACGGUAUGGUCGACUCCGUGUUGCGGGCGCCAAUGUCCUUUUUUGAAACCACGCCUAUUGGCCGUAUCUUGAACCGUUUUUCGAACGAUAUCUACAAGGUGGACGAGAUCUUGGCACGUGUGUUCUCCAUGUUCUUUGCCAACUCCGUCAAGGUUUUGUUUACUAUUAUCGUUAUUUGCUUCACCACCUGGGAGUUCUUGUUCAUGGUCUUGCCAUUGGGGGUUUUGUACAUAUACUACCAACAGUACUACUUGAAAACCUCCCGCGAAUUGAGAAGAUUGGACUCUGUCUCCAGAUCGCCGGUGUUUGCCCACUUCCAGGAAACUUUAAACGGUGUGUCUCUUUUGAGAGCCUAUGGCCAGGAGGAGCGCUUCAACUUUUUGAAUGAAUCCAAGGUUGACCGCAAUAUGCAGGCCUACAACCCUUCGAUCAAUGCCAACAGAUGGUUAGCAGUCAGAUUGGAGUUUCUCGGGUCUUUGGUCAUUCUCGGUGCUGCUGGCCUCUCCAUCAUUGCGCUCCCAUCGGGUAAGAUCACCGCCGGUAUGGUUGGUUUGUCUGUUAGUUACGCCUUGCAAAUCACGCAAUCCUUGAACUGGAUUGUCAGAAUGACCGUCGAGGUUGAAUCCAACAUUGUGUCCGUUGAGCGGAUUAUGGAAUACUCUGAGUUGGUUCCGGAGGCCCCGGAAAUCAUCGAGUACAACCGUCCACCUGCCAACUGGCCGCGGCAAGGUGCCAUCAAGUUCAACGAGUACUCCACCAAGUACAGACCGGAGCUUGACUUGGUUUUGCGCAAGAUCAGUUUGGAGAUCAACCCAAGAGAGAAGGUGGGGAUUGUCGGGAGAACCGGUGCUGGUAAAUCCUCUUUGACCAUGGCCUUGUUCAGAAUCAUCGAGUCCACCCACGGGAAUAUCGAAAUCGACGGCAUUCGUACCAGCAGCAUUGGCUUGUCCGAUUUGAGACACAAGUUGUCGAUUAUCCCACAGGAUUCGCAGGUGUUCGAGGGUACUAUCAGAGACAACUUGGAUCCUACGGAGGUGUUCUCUGACGAACAGAUCUGGAAGGCCUUGGAGUUGAGUCACCUCAAGCACCACGUGUUGACCAUGGAGCAGGACGGAGAGGGCUCCGGCUUGCACGUGAAGUUAUCCGAAGGUGGAUCCAACUUAUCCGUGGGUCAGCGCCAGUUAAUGUGUCUUGCACGUGCCUUGUUGAUUCCUUCUGCCAUUUUGGUGUUGGACGAAGCCACCGCGGCGGUCGAUGUCGAAACCGACAGAUUGAUUCAGGAAACCAUCAGAGACGCGUUCAAGGACAGAACAAUCUUGACCAUUGCGCAUAGAUUGAACACCAUUUUGGACUCUGACCGUAUCAUUGUCUUGGAGAAGGGUGAGGUUGCCGAAUUCGAUACCCCAGCGAAUUUGUUGAAGAAGAAGGAGUCCUUGUUCUACGCCUUGUGCAAGGAGGGUGGGUUUGUUAAUGAAGAAUAGGCCGAAAGUUUAAAGUGCUUUUAGUAUAGAUUAAGUAUGUUGUUGAAAAUAAAAGGUUUGUAAGCCAAAAUC